This is a messenger RNA of Pimephales promelas (fathead minnow), 2856 nucleotides long. RefSeq lists its product as uncharacterized. Gene Ontology annotation, molecular function: double-stranded RNA binding; nucleotidyltransferase activity; tRNA binding. The record is from RefSeq and is a predicted model, not a curated record. Lineage: Eukaryota; Metazoa; Chordata; Actinopteri; Cypriniformes; Leuciscidae. Gene Ontology annotation, cellular component: cytoplasm. Gene Ontology annotation, biological process: regulation of translational fidelity.
UGUAUAAAGCUCAGUGCGUGUGAGAGCGUGUGUGUGUGAGUGAACUGUGAAGAAGGAUGACGGAGUCUGAAUCGUUGCACUUAUCCAUCGGAGUUCUGGGAGUUUCUGGAGGUUCUUUGUUGCUUCUGGUGAACAACUAUGCAAGCUCUCCAGACAGACCUCUGAUCACAGACACAGCUUUAGGAGUUCUGCUCCUCAUCAUUGCGGCUCUGCUGGCUUAUUCAGGUGUACGGCGCAACCAGUCCCACAAUGCACUUUUUGGUAGUUUGUGCUUGACAGUGUCCGCCCUGUGGUGUGGUUCAGGUUUAGUGCACAUACUUUCAGGUGAAAAGAUAAUAAAUGGCAGAAAGGAGCUUAGAGAUGCUAUGGUGCCAGGUCUUGCAGCUUUCGCUCUGGCACUUCUUGUAAUUUGCAUUGUGGCUGUUAUAUGUCAUGAGGUUGUCCUCUCAUUCAUUGCCCUGGCCAUAGGUUUAGCAUGUGCCCACCAGAUUGCUGGUUUGGCAGAUUUGGCUUUCGGGCAGACAGCCACCGCUGUCUGCUACCUCAUGGUCUGCUUAGUGGGCGCUUACUUUGGCAGUGGCCGUUUGUUGUCUUACAUUACGCAAAGAAAGAUUCAGCUACCCGGAACAUUCAAGAAAGAGAGCUUGAAACCGUUACAGAAUAAAGAAGCUAAUGAUGUCGUGACCGUUGGUAUAAUCAUGAACCUGCUGUCAGCUAGCGUGCUAGCUUGUCCUCUGCUUGGUGUUGUGCCUGAGCUUUUCUCUGGGCAUGUGCCAUGGCUGUGGACCGCAGGUGUCUUUCAGCUGGGUGUGUGUGUUAAGAGCUAUAGAUCUAUGGACACCCUGGCGGCCACUUUCUAUGGCUUCACAUCGAUUCUACGCUUCACUGAAGGGUACACUGUGCUGGUUGAGCACUUAACAAACCAUGUACCCUACUCCCCAGUGCCUUUUCCAGCUGUAUUCUCUGUGUUGUUUUUCAUCCUGGCUUUGUUUAGCUUGCAGGGAGGAUUUGUGAACACUAUCUACCAACUGUUCUUUGUGGCAUACUGUAUAGCAAUUGCAUCCGAACCCCAGAGCUUCUCUCAGAAAGGAACACAAGGUGUACAGGCUGCCAUCUUUGUUAUGUCUGCUUUUGUGCUCUUUAUAACCCUUUAUAACAUGGUUUCCCUAAACAAGAUACCCACAGGUGCCGGGUUCCUUAAGAACCUGUUGAGCCGCAGUAAUAAAUUUGUUUUACAAACCCAUGACAAAGAUCUACAUGCUCCCUAUCUGGGCUACUCUAAGUAUGCAGACGCUGAGGUGUUGGGCCAUGGUUGCAGUGUCCUGGCUGCCUUUUCAAUUACAGCCUCACUUUCAAGUGGAAACCCCUUGGGCAUUCUCAUCCUACCUUGGGCAGUGGUUUCAGGUGGUGUGCUACAACUAAUAUGUGGUUUUGUUGCCUUUGCUCGGGGAAAGACUCUAGAGAGCACGACUUUCAUUCUUUACGGCAUCAUGUGGACCGUGUGGGGACUGACACGCUUUGGCGGCCUCUAUGGAGAUGUGCGUGGCCUCCACCUAGCUGUGGGAAUCAUCAGUUUCAUGAUCUUCAAUGUAUUAGUGACCGCUGGGGCUCUGUUUCUCAACAAGGCUUGGUUCGUCUAUACCUUCACCUUCCAACUCAUCCUCAUUAGCUUCUUACUGGAUGCAGUAGGCGUACUGCCCUACGGCUACGAUAUUGGUGUGACCAUCAUUGUUGGGCUCGUCAGCUUCUACAUUUUCCUGGCCAGCAUUUUCAACUCCACCUUUAAAAGUCCACAACUGCCAUUCGGUGAUCCUUUCAUCAAGUUGAGUGGCUUUGGAGGAGGCAAAGAUAGUUGCCCUCAUCUUACAGCCAGGAGGUCCACAUCUGUUCAGCAGAUUGCAGAGAUCAUGAAGAACGGGGGCAUAUGUGGAAUGCCCACAGACACGGUCUAUGUACUUGUUGCAGCUUGCAAUCGCCCGCAGGCUGUUGAAAAGGCAUAUAGUGUAAAGAAACAGGCUAAAGAACGUCCCAUGUCCUUGUGGAUUUCAUCCAUAAAGCAGCUGGAGCCAGUCAAACAACAGAUCAGCCCUGUUCUCUGGGACUUUAUGGAAGCUGCUUGGCCAUCUUCCAUUAGCCUGGUUAUAGCAAGAGCUCCAUGGAUGGAGUUCUUUGGAUUGGGCGAAUCAUCAAAAUAUAUUGGAACACCACAGAGCAUAGCCAUUCGAAACCCAGACUGCGCUGUCGCUACACACCUCAUAAAUGCGGUGGGUCCCAUUGCGGUCACAUCUGCUAAUCCUACUGGUGAGGCAGAUACUACACAUCAUAACCAAGUUUAUGCAAAACUUGGGGACAAGGUAGAUGGGGUGCUGUGUGAUGGACCGUCACCAGAGAAUAUCGCUUCCACAGUGGUAGACUGCACCAAAAUCGAGAGUGGCCAGAUUGGAUUUUUCCGUGUCGGUCUUAUUCCUAAAUCUAAGGUUCUUCAGAUCUUUGAGGGGAUCCAGAAGAAGCAUGUGCAUGGUGAACUGAAUGCAGCUUUCGAGACGGAUAUCGCAGACCUCCACAGAGAUCUCUCAGUCUCUCAGACAGACUUGUCAGAUACUAAAACAGACUCUGGGUUUGGACAUGUGACCCCUGCCAGCUCACAAAGCUCUCUGGACCUCAGCCAACAGGAUCAUCAGGAGGAGGAGGCGGACGAUUCUCUAUAGAGACUGCCAAACACCGAAUUUGUUGAAUCUGUCCAUUUUGAAUUGCACAGUACAACCUUUUAAUGGGAUGACAACAGAUGAUUCGGACAAAUGGGUCAGGAAACAAUGACAUUACAUUAGGAUUAUAUUUAGAAUUACGGUAAUUAUA